AUGCCGCGUGUCCCCUCCGCGCGUUACAGCGUCCACAGAACUCUACACGCGAAAAGCGAACGGCCUCGGCCGCGCCCUGGCGCCAAAGGGCCACGCGGGCGUUUGCGGCGAAAUUCGCGCUACCGCCGCGAAACGAAGUAAGCGGUCCUCUCCGCCCACACGAGCCUCGUGAGAGACACGCCUCGACUGGCAACGACGCCCUGGGCCUCCACGUCGGGAAACCGCCCGGCUGUGGAAUUUUUCGAUGCCCGGCCUCGUUGAACCCACAAAAAGUUUCGGGCGAUAACACGCUAAACCGACGCAGGCCAACCGCGAGGACCUCCGCAACCAGAGCCACGCGGCACCUCCGCCGCCGCCGAAGGCCGAGGACGACGACGAGGACGCCGGCCCCCGUUUAAUUAUUGCGAGCCACGAGUUCUCGGCGGCGCAAGCGAACUACGUGGCGCUCAGACACCCCGAGAACCCGCGGGCGCCCAUCUUCUACAAGGACGCGACGCCGCGCGCCGAGCACUAUGUGAGAUGCGGCGUGCGCGUCGAGGGCGUGAACCACGGCGUCGCCGUGCCCGUCAAGAUCGAGUUGUGUUUUCCGGACGGAAGAGUCGUCCAGUCGAAGUUCGAGACCCGUCCCGGGCGGGAAGCCGAGUCGCUGAAGGUGCUCGGCGACGGGGCCAAGCGCCUGACCCUGCCGAACCCCGGCGCGGUGGUCUAUUUUGAUUACCGGAUUGAAGUCGGUUCAUUGAGAGCGGACGACCGCAAGUUCUGCGUGAAAGUGUCGCCAGAUGCCUCGCACGUCGCGGGUGUAUUGCCAGCGAUCACGCCGGGCUUAUUGGUACUCUCGAAGAAGCGCAUCGCCGAGCCCGCUCCGCAGUCCGGAGAUCCCUUAAGAAAGCGCGCGCGCGCCGCGGGUGGUGGUGGCGUCGCGCCUUUGAAUUAUCAACCGGGCUUCGAGUCGCCGACCUCCCUCCUCGCGGCGGCGGCGGCGCAGAGUUCUCACGAACACACGGUCGCGCGCCCGCACCCGGGCGGCCAGGCCCACCGCAACGCCGCGGCGGCCCAGCGCCUCGCGGUGCUCUCGAACCUGCCGCCGGACGAGCAGCCGACGGAGCUCCUGGCGAACACGAUGCGCAUCCUCGACCGCGUGUCCGACCUCGAGACGCACGUCAAGUUCCUCACGCACCACAUCCAGCAGUUAUUGGCCGCCGGCGGCGCCGUGACGCCCGGCCAGACGCCCGCGUCGACGCCGCACGCGACGCCGGCCUUCGGCCUGAGCCCCGCGCGCGAGUCGGCGUCGCCGCCUCCGUCGCAGCAGCAGUUCAACCCCUUCCAGCCGCUCGUGCCGUACGCCACGGCCGCACAGAUGGCUGCACCUCCGCCGCCGCCGCCUCAGGCCUGA
Messenger RNA from Pelagomonas calceolata, 1393 nucleotides. The record is from the annotation of a GenBank genome assembly. NCBI's taxonomy places the organism in Eukaryota, Pelagophyceae, Pelagomonadales, Pelagomonadaceae.